UCCGCCCCACCGCUGGGCAGGAUGGGAGCUGACAACGGGAGUUGACAACUGGAGCUGCUGUGGAACGCGGAGAGGGGGCGGGCGGAGGCGCGCCCCUUAGGCUCCCCGGAGGAAUGAGCGGGGCAUCUCCGGCCGUGCUGCUGCUGGCCGCUGUGGUGCUGGGCGGCACGCUGCGGGCCCCCGGCGGCUCCCCGCAGCCAGAUUUAGACAAUAGAAAGCAUAUGGAGUUAAAGAUGGAUCAAUCUUUGCUACUCAUCCAUAAUGAACUCCCGGGAACAGACUUGAUAAUCUACUGGAAAUCUGAGCGGUGUUACCAGUGCUUGUUCCAGUUUCUGGUAAAUAUUUCUCAUGGUAGAAAACCUGGGAAGCCAGCCUUUGCAUCUGUCUCUGUCAGCACCCAGCACGGCUCCAUUCUGCAAAUUAAUAAUACAUUGGAAGAGAGGGAAGUUUGUAGGUUGGAAUAUAAAUUCGGAGAAUUUGGAAACUAUUCUCUCUUGGUAAAGCACACCCACAAUGGAAUCAAUGAAAUUGCCUGUGACCUGGUUGUUAAUAAGAAUCCAGUUGAUAGUAACCUUCCUGUGAGUGUUGCAUUUCUUGUUGGUCUAGUGCUCAUCAUCGCAAUAUCCUUCCUAAGGUUCUUGUUGAGUUUGGAAGAUUUUAAGUAUUGGGUUUCUAAGGCAAUAAAUUCUCAAGAAACUGAUCAUCUCAUCAAUUCUGACCUGGGAUCCCCCAGUGGGGCAGACCCACUCACUGGUGAUCCUCAACCAGAAGCACAGUGUGCAUCUGCCUCAGGCCACCGCCUCCGCUGCCUGGACACGUUCAGGGGGAUAGCUCUUGUCCUCAUGGUCUUCGUUAAUUACGGAGGAGGAAGAUAUUGGUACUUCAAACAUUCUAGCUGGAAUGGACUGACAGUGGCUGACCUUGUAUUCCCAUGGUUUGUAUUUAUUAUGGGAUCUUCAGUUUUUCUUUCAAUGACUUCUGUACUUCAGCGGGGAUGUUCAAAAUUCAAAUUACUGGGGAAAAUUGCAUGGAGGAGUUUCCUUUUAAUAUGUAUAGGAAUUGUCAUUGUGAAUCCCAAUUAUUGCCUUGGUCCAUUGUCUUGGGAUAAGGUACGAAUUCCUGGUGUGCUGCAGCGGUUGGGAGUUACAUACUUUGUGGUUGCUGUGUUGGAGCUCCUGUUUGCUAAACCCAUACCUGAAAAUUGUGUCUUGGAGAGAAGCUGCCCUUCCCUCCGAGACAUCACCUCCAGCUGGUCCCAAUGGCUCCUUAUUCUGCUGCUGGAAGGCAUUUGGCUGGGCUUGACAUUCUUAUUACCAGUUCCUGGAUGUCCUACUGGGUACCUUGGCCCUGGUGGUAUUGGAGACUUGGGGAAGUAUGCAAACUGUACUGGAGGAGCUGCCCGCUACAUUGACCACCUGCUACUAGGAAGUGAUCACUUGUACCAGCAUCCUUCUUCUACGGUGCUGUAUCACACUGAAGUGCCCUAUGAUCCAGAAGGAAUCUUAGGGACCAUCAACUCCAUUGUGAUGGCAUUUUUAGGAGUUCAGGCAGGAAAAAUACUGUUGUGUUACAAGGGUCAGACCAAAGACAUCCUCAUUAGAUUCACUGCCUGGUGUUGUGUUCUUGGACUUAUUUCUGUUGCUUUGACAAAAAUGUCUGAAAACAAAGGCUUUAUUCCAAUAAACAAAAAUCUCUGGUCCAUUUCCUAUGUCACCACACUGAGUGCUUUUGCCUUCUUUAUCCUGCUGGCACUGUACUUGGUUGUUGAUGUGAGGGCACUGUGGUCAGGAAUGCCAUUCUUCUAUCCAGGAAUGAAUUCUAUUCUGGUGUAUGUUGGCCACGAAGUGUUUGAGAACUACUUUCCCUUUCAAUGGAAGCUGGAUGAUAAUCAGUCACACAAAGAACAUUUAAUUCAGAAUAUAGUCGCCACUGCUCUGUGGGUGCUCAUUGCCUACAUUCUCUACAAAAAGAAGAUUUUUUUGAAAAUCUGAUAGCAGCUGCUGGAUUGGUUUCUUGUGGUCUCUUGCCACUUUUAAGAAAUCUUUCUCCCUGCCACCUGCUGAGAUGCUGUGCUGUGGCCUGGCCUGCGAGCGCUGCCGCUGUAUCCUGCCACUCAUGCUGCUCAGCGCCAUCAUCUUGGACAUCAUCGUGCUGACCGGCCGCGGGUGGCUGCAGUAAAGCACCCACAUGCAGACGUCGUGGCUGUGGUGGAAAUGUGUGGACAAGGAGGGCACCACCGGCUCCCCCACCGAGGGCUGCGAGAGCCUCAUGCAGUAUGCUUGGGGAAGAGCAGCUGUCACCAUGCUCUUCUGCGGCUUCAUCAUCCUGAUCAUGUUUCAUCCUCUCCUUCUUUGCCCUCUGCGGACCCCGGAUGCUCAUCUUCCUGAGAGUGAUCGGAGGCCUCCUGGCCCUGGCAGCUGUGUUCCAGAUCAUCUCCCUGGUUAUUUACCCUGUGAAGUACACCCAGACCUUCAACCUUCAUGCCAGCCCAGCGGUCCUUUACAUCUAUAACUGGGCCUAUGGUUUUGGGUGGGCAGCCACGAUUAUCAUGAUUGGCUGUGCUUUCUUCUGCUGCUGCCUGCCCAACUACGAAGACCUGCUGGGCAAUGCCAAGCCGAGGUACUUCUACACCUCUGCCUAAGGCAGAGGAGCGGGGCACGCUGAGAUGGUGCCAAGCAGGGGAGCCUUCUCGGGCUACCCAGCAUCUGUUUUGGCAGCAUCUGUGAGCUCCAGGCCACUGGAAACCUCUUCUAGCAGUGUUCAGAGUUAAAAUAGUUGGAAAUGCUAAAAUAGUUUUGGGGAAAAUAUUUUAAAAAUUGUGUUAUAGUUUCAUACUCCUCUAUGUUUUGUGAAAUUAACAAAAACAUGUUUAUUUUUGCUGGUUACUUACAAUAUGCCAGUGUUUCCUACAUCUAUCCAUAGCCUUUAUACUGCAUUUAUAAAAGAAAAUGAGCUUGAAGAGUAGAAAUGUGAAGGCUUCCAGGAUGUAGUAAUCUGCUCAAGUUUGGGGUUUCUUUUUUUCCCAGAUAGAAUGGACUAUUUCUAUGAAGAGCUAAAAGGAGGGAGAUACUGGUAAAAGUUGUCAGUAACUAAACAUUCUAAAAUAAAGAUAAAACAAAAACUGUU
Heterocephalus glaber (naked mole-rat) is the source of this 3126-nucleotide messenger RNA. It is a transcript of the gene Hgsnat, whose product is annotated as heparan-alpha-glucosaminide N-acetyltransferase. The record is from RefSeq and is a predicted model, not a curated record. Gene Ontology annotation, cellular component: lysosomal membrane. Gene Ontology annotation, biological process: lysosomal transport. NCBI's taxonomy places the organism in Eukaryota, Metazoa, Chordata, Mammalia, Rodentia, Bathyergidae.